GUCGCGUUUUUGUGGCGUCAGCGCCGGUGAGCUGAGGUGUACAGGGGAAUGACAGUGAAACGAUACUAAUGUGAGAGCAGCAGUGAUGGAGCGUCUGUCACUAGCAGCGUUAUCUGUGCUGCUGGCGCUAACUGUGCGCUGGGCGGUGUCACUUAACUCUUAUUCUGGAGCUGGCAAACCACCGAUGUUUGGAGAUUAUGAAGCCCAAAGACAUUGGCAGGAAAUCACUUUCAACUUACCUGUUGAGCAAUGGUAUUUCAAUUCAACUGACAACAAUCUCCAGUACUGGGGACUGGACUACCCACCUCUGACUGCGUAUCACAGUGCCUUGUGUGCUUAUGUCGCUCAUCAACUAAAUCCAGAUUGGGUUGCCUUGAAUACUUCUCGAGGAUAUGAAAGUCUCCAACACAAACUGUUUAUGCGCGCCACAGUAUUAGUUGCAGACCUGCUAGUUUAUAUUCCUGCUGCUGUCCUGUAUUGUUUCAGUGUGCAAGAAAUAUCCAACAGAAACAGAGUAUCAUGUUUGUUGAGUAUUUUGCUUUAUCCAGGACUUAUUCUUAUUGAUUAUGGACAUUUCCAAUACAACUCUGUAAGUCUGGGUUUUGCCGUGUGGGGCGUUCUCGCACUUUCAUACGACCAUGAUUUGCUUGGAUCAAUGGCAUUUUGUUUUGCCCUAAACUACAAACAGAUGGAGCUUUACCACUCUUUACCGUUCUUCUGUUAUCUUCUGGGAAAGUGCUUCAAAAGAGGCAUCGCUGGUAGAGGGUUAAUGUUAUUAUUUAAGAUUGGCUUUACAGUCAUUGCAUCAUUUGUGGUUUGCUGGAUUCCUUUUCUGACAGAUGCUGAACAAAUCUUUCAAGUCCUCAAAAGACUUUUCCCCGUUGGCCGUGGUCUCUUUGAGGACAAAGUAGCCAAUGUUUGGUGCAGUUUAAGUGUUCUGUUCAAGAUAAAGAAUGUUUUAUCACCUGAAACGCAAUUACAGCUCAGCUUUGCUUGCACACUUCUAAGUGUGAUACCAACCUGUAUAAAACUGGCAGUGAAUCCAUCGUUGAAAAGUUUUAAAUUUGCCUUGGUUAACUGUGCGUUGUCGUUCUUCUUAUACUCUUACCAAGUGCAUGAAAAAUCUAUUCUUCUGGUUUCUUUACCUGUGUGUCUAAUUAUCCAUGAUGUUCCCUUGAUGUCUUCCUGGUUUUUACUUGUAUCCACUUUCAGCAUGCUGCCUCUGCUGAUAAAGGACGGAUUGCUCAUGGCGUACAUCGUCACAAUGCUGGCAUUUCUACUUAUAAACGUGGCUUUCUUGAGAAUACAUGAAAAGACCUCAGAAGAGUCACUAAAACUGAGACCUUUUUGCACCGCUAUAAGGAGAUCUGCGCCCAGGUUUAGAAUUCCAGAACCAGUAGUAGGGAUAUUAUUUCUUGCCUCAUUGGUGCUGAUGGCUGCUCUGACGUUUGUAAGCGCAGUCUUGGUUCCUCCUAGAAGAUUUCCGGACCUAUUUCCCGUAUUGGUGUCUGCUGUUUCCUGUGCUCAUUUCUUGAUCUUUUUAUUGUAUUUUAAUAUUGUCCAAAUUUGGGACAAUUCAAAUGAAAGAAAGAAGAUAUCUUAAGUGCCAAACUUGACUUUUUUAUACCGUUUUUAUUUUGUGUAAAUUUUUAUCCAGACGUUGUGUGCGGACUGUAAUGAAUUUUAUAUUCCUGUUAAUACAACACUGCAGAUUCCAUUUUCCUAUUGUUGGAUGAACAUUAAAUAAAAAUGAAAUUGAUUAAAAUUAAA
This is a messenger RNA of Bombina bombina (fire-bellied toad), 1770 nucleotides long. It is a transcript of the gene ALG6, whose product is annotated as ALG6 alpha-1,3-glucosyltransferase. The coding region runs from base 86 to 1603 and encodes 505 amino acids. The record is from RefSeq and is a predicted model, not a curated record. NCBI's taxonomy places the organism in Eukaryota, Metazoa, Chordata, Amphibia, Anura, Bombinatoridae. The transcript has 14 exons. Gene Ontology annotation, cellular component: endoplasmic reticulum membrane. Gene Ontology annotation, molecular function: dolichyl pyrophosphate Man9GlcNAc2 alpha-1,3-glucosyltransferase activity. Gene Ontology annotation, biological process: protein N-linked glycosylation.